AUGGCUUCCCAGAAGAACGUUCAGUACUAUGAGUUGUACCGUCGCAGCAGCAUCGGAAUGCAGCUCACGGAUGCUCUCGACGAGCUCAUCCAGUCGGGCCACAUCAACCCCGUUCUGGCCAUGAAGGUGCUCACGCAGUUUGAUCGGUCCAUCGCCGAGACACUGUCCAAGAACGUCAAGGCCAAGUCGAACCUCAAGGGACACCUGCGUAUCUAUCGCCAGUGCGACGAGGUAUGGACCUUCAUCAUCCACAAUGCGCAGAUGAAGCUCGACAAUGGCGAUGUGGUCAACGUCGACAAGGGCAGAAUUGUGGCCUGCAAGAUGGCCGAUUCAAGCGCAGCUGCCAAUGGCGGAAAGUAG
This is a messenger RNA of Acaromyces ingoldii, 360 nucleotides long. Its product is annotated as transcription initiation factor IIA, gamma subunit. Bases 1 to 360 code for a protein of 119 amino acids. Gene Ontology annotation, biological process: RNA polymerase II preinitiation complex assembly; transcription initiation at RNA polymerase II promoter. The record is from RefSeq and is a predicted model, not a curated record. Gene Ontology annotation, molecular function: TBP-class protein binding; RNA polymerase II general transcription initiation factor activity. The transcript is spliced from 3 exons. Gene Ontology annotation, cellular component: transcription factor TFIIA complex. Lineage: Eukaryota; Fungi; Basidiomycota; Exobasidiomycetes; Exobasidiales; Cryptobasidiaceae.